Molecule: messenger RNA, 646 nt
Organism: Mesocricetus auratus (golden hamster)
Lineage: Eukaryota; Metazoa; Chordata; Mammalia; Rodentia; Cricetidae
Gene: Pla2g2d
Product: phospholipase A2 group IID
Exons: 4
Coding region: 16-453 (145 amino acids)
Biological process (GO): arachidonate secretion; lipid catabolic process; negative regulation of T cell proliferation
Molecular function (GO): phospholipid binding; calcium ion binding
Source: RefSeq, a predicted model, not a curated record
CUUUGUGCUGGAACCAUGAGACUUGCCCUGCUGUGUGGACUGCUGCUGCUGGCUGGUAUGACUCCAACCCAGGGAGGGCUCCUGAACCUGAACAAGAUGAUCAACCGUGUGACCGGGAAGAUAGCCUUCUUCAACUACUGGCCCUAUGGCUGUCACUGUGGACUUGGUGGCAAAGGAGGACCCAAAGAUGCCACAGACUGGUGCUGUCACAAGCAUGAUUGCUGCUAUACCCACCUGAAGACUGACGGAUGCAGGAUCAUGACAGACAAUUACAAAUACAGCAUUUCCCAGGGCAUUAUCCAGUGCUCUGACAAAGGGAGCUGGUGCGAGAGGGAGCUGUGUGCUUGUGACAAGGAGGUGGCCUUGUGCCUGAAGCAAAACCUGAACAGCUACAACAAGCGCCUGCGUUACUACUGGCGGCCCCGCUGCACGGGCCACACUCCCACAUGCUAGGAGCCCACGGACUGUCCCCUGGAUGUCACCCUGUUCCAGGGCAUCUCAAGCACUGAAGUCCUGCAGGACCUGCUGUCUCCCGCCCCAGUGUCUAGUCUCCCAGACCAGCUGGCUUUUAAUGCCCUCCUUGCGAAAGGUUCUGGCCUUGAGGAAUUUCUCUCGGUGCUUCUCUGCUAUAAAGGACCUUAUUGAU